Messenger RNA from Cutaneotrichosporon oleaginosum, 370 nucleotides. RefSeq lists its product as uncharacterized. The record is from RefSeq and is a predicted model, not a curated record. Lineage: Eukaryota; Fungi; Basidiomycota; Tremellomycetes; Trichosporonales; Trichosporonaceae.
GUCGUUCACUCGUCACUCGUCAACAUGCCGUACAUCUCGCGACUGCCUUGGCGCAUUCAGCGGCGCAGCUACUGUUCCUUGCCGGCAGUCUUGGCUUCUCACGUCCUCUCGCAUCAUCUCGCAACUCACCACCCUCGGACCUCAGAUGCGAGUGUGCAGCGACAGCAGCGCGAGCAACCCGCCCACCCGAAUCACCCGAUCACCCGGCGUUACUCACUCCAUUCCCACACUGAUCACGCCGACUCUCACACUGCCCUGCCACUGACGGAAUGUGCGAGCGGGCCGCGCGAUUGGCUGGAGAUCAAGAUCCGAUCUCGCAACAAGAGGCUGUAGCUGGCACCGCUUGCACAGUGCUUCUGCGAUGUAGGCC